AUGUCAUUCAAAGGAUUAGACUAUCAACUUCUUGCAGAAAGAAUAGGAGAUUAUGUUAGAGACCAAAACUUCAUUAGCUGCAGAUCGAAAGAAGAACUUUGCCAGAUCUUGGAUUUUUCAAAACUUACUCCAUCAGAUCUACUUAUUCUUACUGCAAAUCUUCAAGAUCAAUUCGAUAAAUCAGAUAUUGAAGAAAUAAUUCAGCAUGUAAAUCUCGAUAUUCAAGAAAAAAAUCAAUUAAGUACGGUUUUUAGUGCAUUAUCAAGCAUUAUUGGAAAGAAUACCGUUAAUUCUAUUAUGAAUCUAAUUGAAAAAGAAAAUAGCUCUAAUCAAGAUGAGAUCAUGACAAAACUUUACAAAUUAGUUGGUAAAAACGAUGUUUACACAAUUGUUUCAAUAUUAUCAGCAGCUGUUGUAAUGAAUAAAUAUGAAGCCAUAAAUUUUGCUGUUGAAAAUAAGAUAAUUUAUGCAAGUAAUAGUUCUGAUAAUGUAUUGACAUUUGCGGCAAGAAAAGAAGACAAUCAAUUAAUUGAAGAGUUGUGUAGACACUACAAUGAUGUCGAUCUUCAUCCUCCAGGUUGUUCCACUGCUUUAUGGUUAUCAGCAAAUUACGGAAACUCUGAAGGAAUUCGUAUACUUUUAGAUCGUGGUGCUGAUAUCAAUUUCAUAAAUGAAGAGGGGUGGACAACAUUAAUGUGUGCAGUCAAUAAUGAUGACUAUAAUGCAUGCAGACUCAUAUUGGAAAAUGGUAAUUUUAAUUUGAUUAAUUCCCAAGUCAUCCGCGGACCCUAUUCAGGAAGAACGGCUCUUUCAAUGGCAAAAUCAAGUGGAAUUCGAGACUUGUUACUCAGAUAUGGAGCGUAUGAUAAUGGUUCGCGCCACUAUACUUUUGAAGAAAAUAAUGAUUUGUUUGAUCCAGAUUUUUAA
This is a messenger RNA of Trichomonas vaginalis G3, 927 nucleotides long. Its product is annotated as cellular macromolecule catabolic process. The coding region runs from base 1 to 927 and encodes 308 amino acids. The transcript has a single exon. Gene Ontology annotation, molecular function: protein binding. The record is from RefSeq and is a predicted model, not a curated record. NCBI's taxonomy places the organism in Eukaryota, Parabasalia, Trichomonadida, Trichomonadidae.